AUGGUGAAGAGGAAAAGCCUGGACGAGAACGAGCCGGAGUGCGGGAAAGGAAUACCGUUUCCCAUUCAGACCUUCCUAUGGAGGCAAACCAGUGCAUUUCUGCGUCCAAAGUUGGGAAAACAGUAUGAAGCAUCUUGUGUGUCCUUUGAGCGGGUGCUGGUGGAGAAUAAGCUCCACGGGUUGUCGCCGGCCCUGUCAGAGGCCAUCCAGAGUAUCUCCCGCUGGGAACUCGUCCAGGCAGCUCUGCCUCAUGUACUCCACUGCACCUCCAUCCUGCUGUCUAACAGGAACAAGCUGGGUGAGGACACGCAGGACAGGCAUUACCAGAGCCACCAGGACAAGCUGGGCGUGGCCGAGACAAAGCUGCUCCACACCCUGCACUGGAUGCUGCUGGAUGCCGCCCAGGAGUGCAACCACGAACCCAGCCUGGGCCACGGCUGGUCCGCCGGCAGCAGCAGCAGCGCCUUCCUCCAGCCUGUCGGGAACCAGGGCUCGUCACCGGGGGCUCCUGGCUCCUGCUCUGGCUCGGCCUUAGGAGGAUCGGGGCCCCAACACAGCGGUUCCCUGCUGGAGGAGGAUGAGCACACUCGUACCAAGCUGUUCCACAAGAGUAUGGCCACGGUGGAGCUGUUUGUGUUCCUGUUUGCACCGCUUAUUCACCGGAUAAAGGAGUCAGAUUUGACCUUCCGAUUAGCCAGCGGUCUGGUAAUAUGGCAGCCGAUGUGGGAGCACCGCCAGCCUGACAUCCCUGCCUUUACUGCACUCAUCAAACCUGUCAGAAACAUUGUUACAGCUAAGAGGAACUCCCCAGUGAACAACCAGUGCAGCCCCUGUGGAUCAGGCAACCCAGGUCCCGUGGGCUUCCAGGUGGUUUGUGAAGCCACCCAAUCAGAUUCCUCCUCCCCCGCGGCUGGAGAGCAGAGUUGUCGUCGUGGUAACUCAGUCGAGAAAGGUGGCCCUUCCCAGCAACCCCCUCCAGUCAAAGGCCCUUCGAAGAAAAAGACAUCAGCUCCUGCCGGCUUGCCAACAUCCCUCGCCCAACGUGCACGCUACGCCACCUACUUUGAUGUAGCAGUUCUGCGCUGCCUCCUGCAGCCCCAUUGGACAGAGGAGGGUGUGCACUGGGCCUUAAUGUACUACCUGCAGCGCCUGAGGCAGAUCCUGGAGGAGAGGCCUGAACGCCCCCCGGAGCCCCUGGUCACACCUCUGCCACGCCCUCGCAGCAGCUCCAUGGUGGCUGCCACGCCCUCAUUAGUUAAUACCCACAAGACCCAGGAUAUGAGCCUGAAAUGCAAUGAGGAAGGCAAAUCUCUGAGCACGGAGACCUUUGCAAAAGUGUCCUUGACUAAUCUUCGUCGACAGGCAGUUCCCGACCUUUCUUCUGACCUGGGCAUGAACAUCUUCAAGAAGUUUAAGAACCGACGUGAAGACCGGGAGAGGAAGGGCUCUAUCCCCUUCCAUCACACAGGGAAGAAGCGUCAACGCCGUAUGGGGGUUCCUUUCCUGCUCCACGAUGAUCACUUAGACGUCUCACCCACCCGCAGCACCUUCUCCUUUGGAAGUUUCUCUGGGCUAGGUGACGAUCGGCGAACUCUUGACCGCAGUGGCUGGCAGGCCACCAUCAUGGGAAAAUUCACACGGAGGGGCAGCACAGACACAGCUGCAGACGCAGACAGCCUGAGCGCCAAACACUCUCAUUCCCACCACUCUCUGCUCAGAGACAUGCCCGACCACUCCAACAGCCACAGCGAUAACACCGUCAAAGAGGUUCGGUCUCAGAUCUCCACCAUCACCAUGGCAGCAUUCAACACAACAGUGGCGUCCUUCAACGUAGGCUACGCUGACUUCUUCACCGAGCACAUGAAGAAGCUAUGCAACCCAGUGGCCGUACCAGAGAUCCCCGUGGAGCCGCUGGCCUGUGCCAACCUGCCACGCAGCCUCACCGACUCCUGCAUCAACUACUCCUGUCUGGAGGAAGGGGGGAACAUCGAGGGGACCAAUAACUUUGUGCUGAAGAAUGGCAUGUUGGAUCUCACCGCUGUCCUCCGAGCACUCUACGCUGUCCUCAGCCACGACAUCAGCUCCCGGAUUUGUGACGUGGCCCUCAACAUCAUCGACUGCCUGCUACAGCUGGGCGUAGUUCCAGACAUGGGCAAGAAACUAUCCAAGCCUGACAACAAGGAGAACCAGGAGGCACGAGCCAAAGAUCCAGUGGGGCAGGGCCUCGGCGGAGGAGCCCAGGGAGGCGGGGCGGUCCCGGGGGCUGGAGCAGGUGGAGGGGGAGAUGGAGGUGGAGGAGGAGGGGGAAGUAAUGGAGGAAGUGGGCAGGGGAGCAAGGAUGAUGUGAAGAACAACAAGGAUAAUGAUAAAAAGGAAGAGGGCUCCAGCCUCAGCACCCACCGAUUGGCUCUCACCAUGCUGAUAAAGAUAGUCAAGUCUCUGGGCUGCGCCUAUGGCUGCGGCGAGGGACACCGCGGGCUGUCAGGAGAUCGCCUCAGGAUGCAGGCACAGAACUGCCUGACCAACCUGUAUAAGCUGGACAAGGUGCAGUUUCGCCAGACAAUGCGCGAGUAUGUCAACAAAGACUCCCUCAAUAACAUAGUGGAUUUCCUGCAUGCACUGCUGGGCUUCUGCAUGGAGCCCAUCACUGACAAGUACGGCAGUGCAAGUGAGAGGUCCAGGAGAGCGAAAAAAAGAAACAUCGACAAGGCGGGUUUCGGGAACAACUUCACCACAGGGGACAACAAAUCUGUAGCACAGAACAUGGAGGCGGUGGUUGUGGGCUGCAUGUUCAAGUCCCUCAUCACACGCUGUGCCUCGACCACACAUGAGCUCCACAGCCCAGAGAACCUGGGUCUGUACUGUGACAUCCGCCAGCUGGUGCAGUUCAUUAAGGAGGCCCAUGGAAAUGUGUUUCGCAGGGUGGCAUUGAGUGCGCUCUUGGACAGCGCAGAGAAGGUCGCCACCACCAAGAAACCCGAGGAGAAGGAAGAAACCAAACAGUCUGGACCAAAGAGGUCAGAAGCGGGUGUGUCCGGGGAGAAGGGUCAGGUGUCCAGUGCUGCAGAUGAGUGUCGCAGCUACAUCUCCAGCAGACCCCCCCAGACACCCGAACAUGAAGAGCAGAUCCCAGGUGCUCUGCUGGGCAGGAAAGAUUUUUGGAGGAAGAUGUUUAAGUCACAGAGUGCCGCCAGUGACACCAGCAGCCAAUCAGAACAGGACACCUCAGAAUGCACCACAGCCCACUCUGGCACCACCACUGACCGCCGCUCCCGUUCCAGGUCCCGUCGUAUUUCACUGCGCAAGAAACUGAAAUUACCAAUAGGAAACUGGCUGAAGCGUUCCUCUCUUUCUGGACUGACUGACGGUGUGGAGGACCUGCUGGAUAUCAGCUCAGUGGAUCGACUCUCUUUCAUACGACAGAGUUCAAAGGUGAAGUUCACCAGUGCAGUGAAGCUGUCAGAAGGGGGCGCUGCAGGGCCAGAGUACAUCAGGGACGAGGAGGAGAAUUUCUUCAAGCGGCUCGGUAAAUGGAGGUCUGGCAGGAGGAAUCCAUCCAAGCUUCACCACACAGAAGAGAAAGAUGGACCCCAUGGUUUUCAGGAGCGUCUGGCAGCCAGUCAGGAGGCAAUGAAGAACAAGAAUGUGGUGAAUUUGGGUGCAAUUCGACAGGGCAUGAAACGCUUCCAGUUCCUCUUGAACUGCUGCGAGCCAGGAACCAUACCUGAUGCUUCCAUCCUUGCUGCUGCUUUGGACCUGGAAGCUCCAGUUGUGGCCCGAGCAUCCCUCUUUCUUGAAUGUGCCCGAUUUGUCCACCGGUGUAACCGCGGCAACUGGCCAGAGUGGAUGAAGGGCCACCAUGUAAAUAUCACCAAGAGAGGCCUGUCCAGGGGGCGAUCACCUAUUGUUGGCAACAAAAGAAACCAGAAACUUCAGUGGAACGCUGCCAAACAUUUCUGCCAGUGGGGAGACGCAAUCGGAACAAGGCUGAGUGAACUCUGUCACUCUGACAGCGAGAGUCCUGCCAACAUCCUGGGUUACAUUUACGAUGAGGAGACCAAACGGAAAAUGAGAAAAGAAGAUGAGGAAGAGGACUAUUUAGAUGACAACACAGUCAAUCCUACAAAAUGUGGCUGCCCCUUUGCUCUGAAGAUGGCUGCCUGCCAGCUGCUGUUGGAAAUCACCACUUUCCUGCGUGAGACCUUUCCAUGCUUACCACGGCCACGCACCGAACCGCUUGUGGAUCUGGACAGCUGCCGCCUGCGUCUGGACCCGGAGCUUGGUCGCCAUCGCUAUGAGAGGAAGAUCAGCUUCGCAGGCAUCCUGGAUGAUGAGGACGGACACGAUUCACUAAACAGCAGCAGUCAUACUCUGAAAUCCGACACCACCUGCGAUGAGAAGAAGACCCCUGAGACCCAGGCGCAUAUCCGUAAGAUUCGUAUCGGAGGCUCCCGGCUGCUUCAGAUCAAAGGGGCACGCAGUUUCCGUGUAAAGAAGGGUGGCUCCCUGUCAUCCAUACGCCGGGCGGGGAGCCUCAAGAGCACCAAGCUGUCCCGCCAAGACUCAGAGUCUGAAAACGAAGAAGGCCUGCUGUCACAAACACACAGCAGGGACACUGUCACUGACAUAGGCAACCCCUUCAGCACCAGUGAACCCAGUAUAGAGCCGGAGGGCCAGAGCACAGGAGGAGCAGAGGAUAACUACCACCGCAACAUGUCCUGGCUCCAUAUAAUGAUUCUGCUAUGCAACCAGCAGAGUUUCAUCUGUACCCACGUAGACUUCUGCCACCCACGCUGCUACCAGCAUCACAGCCGCUCUUGCGCCCGUCUGGUCCGCGCCAUCAAGCUCGUGUACGGCGAGACGGUCGACAGCCUGAGAGAGGACAGCACCUCCUCCGGUAACAUCGGGGCGCGCGCCAAAAAGAACAAAGAGUGUUCAGACAAGUCUUGCCUGAGGACCCCAUCUAUGAAGAGGAGACCCACUGACACCAACACAGAAGGGAAGAAAGACACCGGCAUGCUCAAGUACAUCCGCAACCAGGUGAUGAGCUUGUCGCCAGCUCCUCUUUCACUGCUGAUCAAGGCAGCUCCCAUCCUGACCGACGACAUGUAUGGAGACAUCCAACCUGCAGCCUGGGAACUCUUGCUCAGCGUGGAUGAACAUAUGGCAGCCGCCGCUGCUGCCAUGUUCCUCCUAUGUGCAGUGAAGGUCCCAGACGCGGUGACCGAAAUGAUGAUGGCUGAGUUCCAGCACCAGGAGGCCUGCCAGCGCAUCAACUCCAUCCUAAAGUUUAACACACUGUGGCGUUUCCGCUACCAAGUGUGGCCUCGUAUGGAAGAAGGAGCCCAGCAGAUCUUUAAAAUUCCUCCACCCAGCAUCAACUUCACUCUGCCAUCUCCUAUACUUGGCAUGCCCUGUGUCCCCAUAUUUGACCCCCCUUGGGUGCCCCAGAACACUGGCAGUGUCCAGGACCCAAUCAAUGAAGACCAGUCUAAAUCUUUCUCGGCGCGGGCGGUGUCACGCUCCCACCAGCGAGCUGAGCACAUCCUGAAGAACAUGCAGCAAGAGGAAGAGAAGAGGCGUCUGGGCCGUGAGGCCAGCAUCAUCACGGCCAUCCCUGUGGCUCAAGAGGCCUGCUACGAGCCCACAUGCAGCCCACCGCCCGAACAGGAGGAAGAAGCAGAAGAAGUGGUGAACCUGGCAUCACGCCGUCUGUCUGUCAGCCCAUCCUGCGCCUCCAGUAACUCCCACAGGAACUACUCUUUCCGUAGAGGCUCUGUAUGGUCUGUCCGCUCAUUGGCCAGUGCCGAAGAUGAAGAGAACACAACAGAACACACUCCAACUCACCACAUGCUACAGCCGCCCCAAGCUGUUUUCCCAGCAUGCAUCUGUGCCGCAGUCCUUCCAAUAGUGCACCUCAUGGAGGACGGGGAGGUUCGAGAGGAUGGUGUGGCCGUGAGUGCUGUUGCCCAACAAAUCUUGUGGAACUGCCUGAUUGAAGAUCCAGCUCUGGUCCUCCGCCACUUUCUGGAAAAACUAACCGUGAGCAACAGGCAGGAUGAGCUGAUGUUCAUGCUGAGGAAGCUACUGCUCAACAUCGGAGAUCUGCCGGCACAGACCUCUCACAUCCUCUUCAACUACCUGGUGGGACUGAUCAUGUAUUUCGUACGGACUCCCUGCGAGUGGGGAAUGGAUGCCAUCUCGGCCACGCUCACCUUCCUGUGGGAGGUGGUCGGCUAUGUGGAGGGGCUCUUCUUCAAGGACCUCAAGCAGACCAUGAAGAAGGAGCAGUGUGAGGUCAAAUUGCUGGUGACUGCAUCCAUGCCAGGAACCAAGACACUGGUGGUGCACGGGCAGAACGAAUGUGACAUCCCAACACAGCUGCCAGUCCAUGAAGACACUCAGUUUGAAGCCCUGUUGAAGGAAUGCCUGGAAUUCUUCAAUAUUCCCGAGGCAAGAUCUGCGCACUACUUCCUUAUGGACAAACGGUGGAACCUCAUCCAUUAUUCGAAGACGUACGUAAGAGACAUCUACCCCUUUCGAAGAUCAGUCUCUCCACAGCUCAACCUGGUUCAUAUGCUGCCUGAAAAAGGACAGGAGCUUAUCCAGAAACAGGUGUUCUCCCGUAAACUAGAAGAAGUCGGCCGGGUGCUCUUUCUCAUCUCCCUCACUCAACACAUGCCAGCCAUUCACAAGCAAUCCCAUGUUUCCCUGCUUCAGGAAGACCUGCUCCGCUUGCCAUCCUUCCCAAGAACUGCUAUUGAUGGCGAGUUCUCUCUGUUCAAUGAGCCACAAGGUAAGGAGCUGUUUGGAUUGGACACCCUCCACAAGGUGCUGUGGAUCAAGCUCCUGGAGGAAAUGUUUCUGGGCAUGCCCAGUGAGUACCCGUGGGGAGAUGAGAUGAUGCUGUUCCUCAACGUCUUCAACGGGGCGCUGCUGCUCCACCCUGAGGACAGCUCCCUCGUCAGGCAGUAUACAGCAACUGCGAUCAACACCGCUGUGCACUUCAACCAUCUUUUCUCCCUGAGCGGUUACCAGUGGAUCCUGCCAACCAUGCUGCAGGUCUACGCUGACUAUGAGAGCAACCCCUUACUGAGGCAGGGCAUCGAGUUCUGCUGCAGGCAGUUCUACAUCCUCCACCGCAAACCCUUCAUCCUGCAGCUGUUUGCCAGUGUGGCUCCACUGCUAGAAUUCACUACCAGCACCAGUACAGGUCUUUCCAAAGGAGUGUCAGCCCAGUGUCUGUUUGACCUGCUGGUCUCACUGGAGGGUGAGACCCAGGAUGCCCUGGAUGCUCUGGAGCUAGUCAAGGCUGAGAAACCUCUACGAUCUCUGGAUUUCUGUUACGGUAAUGAGGACUUGGCCUUUUCAAUCAGCGAGGCUAUCAAGCUGUGUGUCACUGUGGUUGCUUACGCCCCUGAAUCCUUUAGGAGUCUCCAAAUGUUGAUGGUGCUGGAGGCCUUGGUCCCCUGCUUCCUCCAGAAGCUGAAGAGCAACACAGUGACAAUGGAGUCGGCUUCGGCUGCCAGGGACGAGAUUGCAGCCAUCGCUGCUCUGGCCACGUCUUUACAGGCCCUCCUCUACAGCUCCGAGGCCCUCACAAGGCCAAUGACAGCUCCCCAGAUGUCCCGUUGUGACCAGGGCCAUAAGGGAGGCACUACAGCCAACCAUGCCAUGUCAGGAGGAGUUAACACCAGGGACAACCUCCACCUUCUGGAGGAGGGCCAGGGCAUGCCAAGGGAGGAACUGGACGAGCGCAUAGCUAGGGAGGAGUUCCGCCGGCCUCGGGAGUCCCUGCUGAACAUCUGCACCGAAUUUUACAAGCACUGCGGGCCACGACUGAAAAUACUGCAGAACGUAGCCGGUGAACCCCGGGUCACAGCCCUGGAGCUGCUGGAUAUCAAGUCCCACAUGAGGCUGGCAGAGAUCGCCCACGCCCUGCUGAAGCUGGCACCAUACGACACCCUGACCAUGGAGAGCCGAGGCCUGCGGCGCUACAUCAUGGAGAUGCUGCCAAUCACUGACUGGUCAUCUGAGGCCGUCCGCCCCGCCCUCAUCCUCAUCCUCAAGAGGCUGGACCGCAUGUUCAACAAGAUACACAAGAUGCCUACGCUCAGGUGCGCUCGCCCACAGGCAUUAUGCACCAGGAGACAGGUGGAGUGGGAGGCCGCCAGCAGCCUGAUUGAGGGAAUCUGCCUGACCCUGCAGCGACAGCCGAUCAUCUCUUUCCUCCCGCACCUUCGCUCGCUUAUCAAUGUGUGCGUCAACCUGGUGAUGGGUGUGGUCGGUCCUUCCAGUGUGGCAGACGGGCUUCCUCUGCUCCACCUCAGCCCAUACCUCUCCCCUCCUCUCCCCUUUAGCACAGCGGUGGUCAGGCUUGUUGCACUGCAGAUCCAGGCUUUGAAGGAUGACUUCCCACUUAGCCACGUGAUCUCACCUUUCACCAAUCAAGAGAGGCGAGAGGGGAUGCUGCUCAACCUGCUUAUUCCCUUUGUGCUCACUGUGGGGUCUGGAAGCAAAGAUAGCCCCCACCUGGAGCAGCCUGAAAUCUUCCUGCUUCUGCAGACAGUCAUCAAUAUCCUCCUGCCUCCUCGGAUUAUCUCAACCUCCCGCACCAAGAACUUCAUGCUAGAUGCGUCCCCGGCUCACUGCUCCACCCCGGGCGACACAGGAAAGGAUCUGCGCAGAGAGGGUUUAGCCGAGUCCACCAGCCAGGCUGCAUAUCUGGCUCUGAAGGUGGUGCUGGUUUGCUUUGAGCGCUCAUUGGGAAACCAGUGGUACCGGCUCAGCCUGCAGGUAAAGGAGAUGGCUCUGAGGAAGGUGGGCGGCCUGGCCUUCUGGGACUUCAUCGACUUCAUUGUCCGAACCCGCAUCCCUAUCUUUGUCUUGCUGAGACCUUUCAUACAGUGCAAGUUGUUGACCCAGCCAGCUGACUCCCAGGAAGAGAUUACAGCACGUCACCACAUCGCCGACCAGCUGGAGCGACGCUUCAUCCCUCGACCUCUCUGCAAGAGCUCUUUGUUUGCAGAGUUCAACAAUGAGCUCAAGAUCCUGAAGGAGGCCGUGCACAGUGGCUCCGCUUACCAAGGCAAGACGUCCAUCAGCACAGUAGGCACCUCUACAUCAGCAUAUCGCCUCAGUUUGGCCACGAUGUCACGCUCGAACACAGGCACCGGCACAGUUUGGGAGCAGGACAGCCAGCCGUCCCGCCAACCUUCUCAAGACACACUCAGCCGCACUGAUGAGGAUGAUGAAGAGAAUGACUCUAUAAGUAUCCCCAGUGUAGUGAGCGAGCACGAGGCUUUCCUGCCCAGAGUGAUGUCACAGCGCCGUUUCUCCAGCCACGCCACAGGCACAGCUGCUUCACAGCCCGAAGCCCCUCGCAUCACCAUGUUGCCCAGUCACAGUGAACCCAAUGUGCUAGAUGAGUCCCAGGGCCUUCUGCAGGAGGGUAACCUCUCUAGGGUUGCCAGUGUGCAGAGUGAACCCGGCCAGAACCUCCUGAUCCAGCCUCCGUUAGGAAGAAAGCGAGGUCUCAGACAGAUGCGACGCCCCCUGUUGUCCAUUCCGAAGACCGAACCACGUGGUCGCUCAGGAGCUCGACUCUCGACAACUCGCAGGAGCAUCCAGCCCAAGAACAAACCACUGGAAACUUUAUUGGACUGUGAAGCACAAGGAGACCAAAAGAGGUCAGUCACCUUUACAGAGAAUCAGGGACAGCAGGCGCCCACAGGGACCAGCAAGCCCCCGACUCCCAGCUCCAUGGAUCCUCCAGGUGAGAGUAGAAAGGCCAGUCCCGCUCCUUCAAAGUCCCCCACGCUGGAAGUGCCCUCCAUCUCCUCAGCCACAGUCACUGCUGACCUGCACAGCCCUGCUACUACACAGGUUGCUUCAGCUAUAAGCAGCAAGGAGAAGCGAGAGCAGUGGUGCCUCCGAAGCAGCCUCUCCCCUCCUCCCUCCUUCUCCCGCCCCUCAACCCCAACACCUCCCUCCCGAACCUGCUCCCCGCUGCCCCUGUCCCGAACCUGUUCCCCUCUCCCCUUGUCCCGCACCUCCUCUCCUCUCCCUCCACCACUGCCCGUGCUCGGUACAGCACCAGCCCCUGGCCCCCCACCACCGCCGCCGCUCCCAACACCACUUCUUCCCCCACCACCGCCGCCAGGGCCAUCCAGGAUCAGAGAGAGCCCCGGAGAUGAGGACACGACGGCACUGCUGCCACGCAGCGACACCCUACUGCAUCUCAGCGAGGACGAUGGCACUGAGAACCCCCUCCUCACCCCACUGCUGUCCCCUCCCUCGCCUCGUCGAUCACCUCGCCGGUCACCUCGUCGGUUACCCCUGCCCCUCUCUCCCGUCGAUCUGGACCUGGAUGAGUCCCACGUGUGA
This is a messenger RNA of Scomber japonicus (chub mackerel), 10386 nucleotides long. Its product is annotated as protein unc-80 homolog. The transcript has 66 exons. Lineage: Eukaryota; Metazoa; Chordata; Actinopteri; Scombriformes; Scombridae. Gene Ontology annotation, cellular component: cation channel complex; axon. Gene Ontology annotation, biological process: monoatomic cation homeostasis. The record is from RefSeq and is a predicted model, not a curated record. Gene Ontology annotation, molecular function: monoatomic cation channel activity. The coding region runs from base 1 to 10386 and encodes 3461 amino acids.